This is a messenger RNA of Mugil cephalus (flathead mullet), 3826 nucleotides long. It is a transcript of the gene elapor2a, whose product is annotated as endosome-lysosome associated apoptosis and autophagy regulator family member 2a. NCBI's taxonomy places the organism in Eukaryota, Metazoa, Chordata, Actinopteri, Mugiliformes, Mugilidae. The coding region runs from base 194 to 3199 and encodes 1001 amino acids. Gene Ontology annotation, biological process: positive regulation of BMP signaling pathway. The record is from RefSeq and is a predicted model, not a curated record. The transcript has 22 exons.
CGCGCACACACACACACAGUCUGAGGAUAAUCGCAGGUGGAGGCCGGGUGACAAUCUGGCAAACAAGAUGCGAUAGAAGCAGGUGUCGACUUGUGUUUAAGCGAGCGCCAAUCGCACUCAGGUCUAUGAUAGAAGCGUUGCACCCGGAUUAGCUGCCGUUAUUCUUUUUAAUUUUUGUUUUGUUUUUCCAACAAUGCGGUCCGCGGCUUGGUUCGUCGCCCGCUGCGCUCUCAUCCUCUGUGCGCUCUGGCUGAUUGACGGGGCCAAAGGACAGCAGCAGCAGUGUAGUGAGGCUGAGUACUACUAUGAGUACACAGAGUGCGACAGCACAGGAUCUCGGUGGAGAGUGGCCAUCCCGCAUAGCCCUGGCGCCUGCACUGGACUACCAGAACCAGUACGGGGGACUGAGUGCACCUUCUCUUGCAAGGCUGGGGAGUUCUUGGAGAUGUCAGCUCAGGAGUGUACCCCGUGUGCGGCAGGAAGCUACUCCCUUGGCAGCGGUAUCCGCUUUGAACAAUGGGAUACCAUGCCUGUUGGAUUUAGCAGCCUGGCAACGUCCCUCGAAAACGGUCCCCGCGGAGAUGGCAGAGUCACCUGCAACAGUUCCUCCUGGCUGCCUCAGGGAAACUAUCUGGAGUCCAACAGGGAUGAAUGCACGGUCUCUCUCAUCUAUGCUGUCCAUCUGAAGAAAAAGGGCUCUGUCAGCUUCGAGUACCAGUAUCCAGACAACAGCAUGCUGUUUGAGUUCUUUAUCCAGAACGAUCAGUGUCAGGAGAUGGAUCAGUCUGCGGACGCGAAGUGGCUCAAGCUCACCAAUCACGGCGAAUGGGCUACUCACACGGUCAACCUUAAAUCUGGCACCAACAUCCUUUACUGGAGAACAGGAGGCGUUCUGAUGGCGAGCAAAGUGGUGAAGCCUGUUCUGCUGAAAAAUAUUCAAAUUGAAGGUGUUGCUUACACAUCGGAGUGUUUCCCAUGUAAGCCGGGAUCGUUCAGUCGACUCCCAGGCUCCUCCGUGUGUGAACCCUGUCCUCGUAACACCUACUCUGGCCAUGGUGCCAGUUCCUGUACGCCCUGUAACACCACCACUCAGUAUGCAGCUGAGGGAUCAGCCGUGUGCAAGGACAGACCGCCCUGUUCCAAGAAGGACUAUUCCCAGAUCCACACAGCAUGUGACUCCGAAGGCAAGACACAUGUCAUAUAUAAAUGGAUCAACCCUAAGAUCUGUCUUGAGGAUGUCCCUGAAGCCGAGACGUUGCCUCCAAGCGGAGAACGGGAGCCCUGCCCCCCUUGCAACCCUGGUUUCUAUAACAAUGACACGGCCACCUGCUCCCCUUGCCCACCUGGGACCUUUUCUGAUGGGAUGAAACCAUGUAAGCAGUGUCCAGCAGGCACUGAGCCAACCUUGGGCUACGAGUACAAAUGGUGGAAUGUUCUUCCUUCUAACAUGAAGACCUCAUGUUUCAAUGUGGGCAACUCCAAAUGUGACAGUAUGAAUGGCUGGGAGGUGGCAGGUGGUUACAUCCAGAGCGGAGCAGGAAGCUCGGAUAAUGAUUAUCUCAUCCUCAACAUUCACGUUCCUGGCUUCAAGCUUCCUACGUCAGUGUCAAGCCAGUCAGGGACAGAAUAUGGUCGCAUCACAUUUGAGUUUGACACCAUGUGCACGGCUGACUGUGAGCUCUAUUUCAUGAUGGAUGUAAACAGGAAGAGCACCGCUGUGGUGGAGUCAUGGGAGAGAACGAAGACAAGACAGACCUACACGCACAUCAUGACAAAGAACGCUUCGGUUUCCUACACGUGGGCCUUCCAGAGGACCAACCAGCCUUCUGAUGUGCGUCAGUAUGUCAACGACGUGGCGCGCAUCUACUCCAUCACUGUGAGUAAUGCGAUAGACGGGGUGUCCUCUGGGUGCAGGGUUUGCGCUCUCAGCACCCAACCUUCCAGCUCUACAUGCGUGCCAUGCCCAGCUGGACAUUACAUAGACACGGACACCAGCCAGUGCACAGAGUGUCCCCCUAACACGUACCUUGUCCCUCACGCCUCGCCGGGCCCCAAAGCCUGCAAAUCCUGUGGACCAGGCAGCAAGAGUGACAAGGACCACAGGGGCUGUUACAGCGACUGUCACUUCACUCACACGGAGGGUAAUGCCACUCUGACCUUCGACUUCAGCCUCCUUGGAUCCACGGGAUCACUGAUGAACGGGCCGAGCUUUACGUCCAAGGGAACCAAGUACUUCCACCACUUCAACAUCAGUCUCUGUGGAGCACAGGGUCAGUUGGCAGUAUGCACCGAUAAUGUAACAGACCUAUCCAUCACCAACUCCCAGAGAGAGAAAGGCGAAGGGGCCAAUGCUGUCAAGACAUUCAUCUGUCAGUCAACAAUAAUCCCAGCUAGUGGACGAGGCUUCCAGACAGCACUUUCCUCGCAGUCCAUUAAUCUGGCUGACACAUUCCUGGGAGCGACUGUAGAGGACAAUCUUGAUGGAAUAAGGGCAAGACCAGAGCUGUAUCCCAAGACCUCCAUGAAAGUCCCUGAUGUCCACUUCUAUUACAGGUCCUUGGAGACGACCUCAUCUUGCGAAUCAGGUCGGAGCGCGGUGGUGACUCUCCGCUGUAACCCGGAGAAGAGCACCAAAGGAGAGCUCUCAGUUCCCAAUCAGUGCCCUGCAGGGACAUGCGACGGCUGCACCUUUCGUUUCUUAUGGGAGAGCCCGGGAGCUUGUCCUACAUGCACAGAGAGCGACUACCAUCAGAUAGAGGGGGUCUGCAAGGGAGAACAUCAGGACCUGUUGUAUAUGUGGAAUGAACCAAAGCUGUGCAUGGGAGGUGUGACCUUGCCUGAAAAGAAAACCUUGCCGUGUGAGGGAAUGGACUUCUGGAUACGGCUCGGUGCAGGUCUGGGAGCUUUCACCGCGGUGCUGCUCGUCUCCCUCACCUGCUAUUUCUGGAAGAAGAACAAAAGGCUGGAGUAUAAGUACUCGCGGUUGGUGAUGUCCGCUAAUAAGGAGUGCGAAAUGCCAGUGGCUGACAGCUGUGCUGUGAUGGAGGGGGAGAAUGAGGGAGACAUGGACGAUGAGGUUGUGUACACAAAGCCGUCACUACUUGGCAAACUCAAAGCCAUAGCAUCCAAGGGAAAUGGAGAGAAGUACGAAAAUGUGCAGCUGAACUCCUCUCAUUCAAAAGCCUUGGUGUGGAGCUAGAGCGGAGGCGGACCGAGGGGAGAAAUCGGACCCUCAAAGAGACUUUCCACUGAGUGACCCCUUUAACUAACCGUCCCCUUUAUAAGCUUUGGUACCUGGAGUACCAACUGUGUGCGCACACACUUAUACAGACACAUAUCAUUCACCUAGACCAGGAUCAGAGAAGUCACACUAACACGGCGGCCUUAAAGCUUGGUACGACACAGCUCUCCAGCUCAAAGCAUAGUACUGUGAAGCAGGCGUGUGUGACAGGCACUUCCUGAUAACUUUCUGAUUCAAACUGAUGUCAGAGAAGGUUGUUAAAAGAGCUCAGGGUAAGACGAGGACCUAUUUGAGAUGUUGCGUUUAUAUUUAUUUCGCUCUGCGUACCGUCUAAUAUUUCUGAGACAUCCAUGGUGUAUUUUGCCACAAGGCUCAUCCGUGGUCAGUGUUUCCGUCUCCUGUAGAUGUUUACACAGAUUGGUUUGUUCUGGCCAUAUAAACCCUAUAUCUCAUCGGUUUCUUUUUUUCUUUGUUCAUUGUAAUGAGGAGAUCUGCUGACCUUUUCAAAAUGCCAUAUUAUGCUGUUGAGGUUGUGGUGUGGAAUGUCCACGUACGUUAAAUAAAUUAUGAUGUAUUUAUGUAUAA